Molecule: messenger RNA, 900 nt
Organism: Pygocentrus nattereri (red-bellied piranha)
Lineage: Eukaryota; Metazoa; Chordata; Actinopteri; Characiformes; Serrasalmidae
Exons: 13
Coding region: 82-750 (222 amino acids)
Source: RefSeq, a predicted model, not a curated record
GCGUCUGUCUCCUCACUCUCUCCCAGCUCCAGUGAGAACACUGGGUGAGAAACCAACAAUGACGAUGAGAAGAUAAAGUGGAUGAUGUCUCAGAGGACCAGAUCUGGAUCACUGGCUUGUAGUUUUACAGCUCAUAGGGAUUUUCUGUUCAGUCGUAUGAAAUCAGCGAAGAGCAGAGAAGUGAGCUGUGAUUAUUCACUGAACUCUGACCAAACCGUCCAGUCUCCACUCAGUGACUCACACAGCCUCACACAACUGCCUCCUUUACCAACUGCAAAAGCUACAACACAACCGAUGAUACCAAAGUCUACCACAGCAACUCCAUACCCCGUUCUCACGCCCCACAGUGAAACCACAACAGCCUCUCUAACAACCCACUCCAAACAUCAUGAUCACAUCCAAAAAGUGUCCACAAGAACUUUGCUCAUCAUACUGCUGUCAACCACCUGUGUCAGCAUCCUACUGGUUGGAGUGAUGAUGAUGAUCAUCUGUCUGUGCAGAUUUAUCAGAAAGCAGAGCACAGAGAGAUUAUUUAAAGUGGAUUCAAAGACUGACAAUCAAGGAGACAUGGUCACCAUAGUCAGUGCUCAGGACACAAGAGCUAACGGUGCCCCACAUUUCAGCUACUCAGUGAUCGACUCUGUGCCAACCCCUUCUCAGCCUUCAGGCCCCUGCAGAGAAACACAAGACUAUUCUGAAGACAGACAGGACGUCAUUUAUCAUUUUUACUGCAGCAUUGCUGACCAGUGACGGACUCUUAGCUCCACAGCCUGCAGCUGCUUCAGCACCACUGUGUCUUUAAACAAGCCAUGAACUCAGUAUGCCUUUAGGGGUCAUAGCUCUUUUGAAUAUGUUGUCAUUAAGGCUAAUAUUUUAAUCCUUAUAAAUAAAUAAACUUUC